GCGCUGGACAAGGCCCGCCAGCGCUGGAUCCGCACGAAGGACGAAUACCAUGAGGCGCAGAUGGCUCUGGAGAAGGCCACGGAGGAGCUGGUGGCAGCUGAGCAGGAUGAGGUGGAGGCGGCCCGCCGCAUCCUGCCCGACAGAGAGGACGAUGAACAGAGCCCAGUCAUCGACGUCGGCACGGCCAUCCGUGACGGCAUCAAGUUGCAGUUCUCGUUCGGCAAGUUGCUCGACGGGUUGGAACUCCAGGAGGCAGACCGCAAGAUCGUGGAGGAGCGGUCGGGGGCUGUCAACACAUUGCUCCAGAAGGCGAUCAGGGAAGCGAUGGGAGGCCUCACCGCCGACCUGGAGAAUAUCCAGAAGGAAAUGGCCGAGGUGACCAGCAGCCUGCGGGGGCAGGAGGGCCAGGCGGUGCCCCAAGCAGUGCUGAGCCGCCCAGAGCAGCUGGAGACGAGAGCGCCCCAGUGGUGGCCGACAAGAAAGAGGCCCUACAGCAGGAGGUGGAGGCAGAGAUCCAGAGGGCGCGGCAGAGAGUCCAGCAGUCGCUUUGACGGCAGCGAGGCUCAGAGUAGAGACCACACGCUGUACAUGAGGAACUUGUCCAGGUUCGGACCCACAGCCAAGCGCCUCCUGCAGAAGCGCGAGCAUGACUUCUACGUCCUACCAGAAGUACGCACGCGUCCAGACGAGGCAGAUGGGCAUCUUGAGGUAUGGGCGAAAGCAGGUUAUACGCCAGUGCUGACUCCGAGCCGUGCAUCGGAGAGCAGUCUAAGGCCAGGCGGAGUUUCCGCAGGCUGCAGGAAAGCUUUUCAGUUCGAGUCGUUUCGCCAUCUCUCGAGUGAGCCAAAUGCCACACUGGGCAUGCGGGACCUCCAGAAGGGACAGCAGCCUGUCACCAGCGGGGUUGAUUUUCAUGACUUUGUAGGUUUCCAGACGAAAGUAUCAGGACAGGCGUUCAGCAUCUUUGGAAUCUAUCUUACCACAGGGGUGGGUUUGCGAGGCGAGAACGCCCGCAAGCUCGCCAGCCUAGGCUCUUUGCUGCAGUCCCUUCGUACACCGUGGCUUGUCAUAGGCGAUUGGAACUGUGAGCCAGAGGAGCUCCAG
Prorocentrum cordatum is the source of this 1104-nucleotide messenger RNA. Lineage: Eukaryota; Dinophyceae; Prorocentrales; Prorocentraceae. The record is from the annotation of a GenBank genome assembly.